AGGUUUAUUGUGUAUGCGUGUGUAUGUGUACAUAAAAUGUGACGUCAUCACCACCAAUUGGUUCAGAAUCGUGUUAGGACACGAAAGCAUAGAUUCUGCUGGUAUACUCUGUUUACUCGCGCGCGUAUACGCGGCAGGUGCGUGCAUCACGACCUGAUCCACUCUAGACCAGCCCGUAUCUGUGAAUGGCGCACUCUGGAUCACAAAGGGUUUGUUCCUCAUUUGUGUUUGGGAAGUUAUCUAAGCUCAUCUGCAAAUAAUUGUUUCUUUGCUAGAAAGUUGAUAGUGUUUUUCGACGAAGUGUGGAUUUGUUUAAUGUGAAAACCGCGGGCUUUGUCGAGUUUCCCCGCUCUGUGUGCUGGCGUUGUGAAAGUAAACAGUUAUUGCCCCCAAAAUGCCUUCCAGCAUUGGUGUGAAUUUGCGUGUGACAGGACACUGCAGUCAAGGUUCUAGAAAAUACAUGGAAGACAUGUUUUCAGUUGCUUACCAACGAACAGAGGAUGAAAAAGAUCUUGAAUAUGCUUUCUUCGGAAUAUUCGACGGUCAUGGAGGGUCACAAGCUGCAACUUUCGCCAAGGAGCAUCUUCUUGACAACAUUGUGAAUCAAAAGUGCUUUUGGUCUGAUAAAGAUGCGGAAGUUUUAAGGGCAAUACGGGAAGGGUUUUUGCAAACGCAUCUGGCCAUGUGGCGUCAGUUAGAUCGCUGGCCAAAAACGCCUGUUGGUUUUCCGAGCACAUCUGGUACAACUGCAAGUAUUGCUUUUAUCCGCCGAGGGAAGAUUUAUAUUGGUCAUGUAGGAGAUUCAGCAAUAGUAUUAGGUUCACAAGAAGAUGAUAAAUCAUGGAAAGGCAUACCAUUAACUCGUGAGCACAAACCUGAAAGUGAAGAAGAAUCCCAACGAAUUGAACAAGCUGGUGGAAAGGUGGCCAAAAAAUCUGGUGUAUCACGUGUUGUGUGGAAUAGACCUCGUCUUGGGCAUCAAGGGCCAGUCAGGAGAUCAACACACAUUGAUGAAAUCCCUUUCCUAGCUGUGGCAAGAUCUCUUGGUGAUCUGUGGAGUUACAAUCCUGCCCUAGAUGUUUUCGUGGUUUCGCCAGAACCAGAGGUUUCUGUACAUACCAUAGACGUGAGUUGUCAUCGGUGCUUGAUUUUUGGUACUGACGGGUUAUGGAAUGUAAUGAGCCCUUCUGCUGCUGUUCUGGUAGUCCAGACUGCUGAGUCACGCAAUGAGCAACAUCUUCUGCAGCAAGGAAGUGACACAGGCAGUGAAGAUAUUGCAAAUGGAAAUAAUAAUUGGGCAUGGGUGAACCCAUCCAAGAGUUUGGUGGACCGUGCAUUAGGAGUAUGGCGAGUUAUGGGGCUGCAAGCUGACAACACGAGUGUGGUGACCCUCAUGUUGGACCCUCCAGGACCCCCUCGCGUUCAGGUCCUGUUGAGUCAGCGCCAGCAGCAGCAAGAAAUCCUUGAGCAUUCUAGUGUUUCAAGUUUGUUUGCUACUAAGUGUGCAGUGGAUAAAACGAUGCCCAGAUUGAGAACUCUAUCCGAGUCUCCAGCUGGAGCAACACCUUCAGGAGGUGUAACUAUAUACACAAGGGAUUGCGAUUCCGACAGCAGGUCUGGCAAUCCGAGUCCUUCUCCAGCCAGUCCCAUGACGUCUUCAUCUCCUCCUGUGGCACUGAUGUGUCUCCAGGUGAAUUCAGCAGCAGCAGCAGUGACCACUUCCCCGUCUUCAAUAAAAAAUGUCAGUUCCCCUGGCUGUGGAGAUAAAUUGUGCUCGUCUCCAAUCUCAGGAUUUGAUUAUGUUUCAAAGCCAUCAGGAUUCAAACGAAGACACAGUAGUGGGAUAACACAGCCAGUUAUAUCAGCAAUUGAAAAAAGAAAGCGAACUCGUUCAGAACAGGACUGCCUGUCAAAAGAUCGUAUUAAAGAUGAAGACCUUGCCGCGAGUGAUGUGGAAAACGAUAGAGUAACGUGGCCACCGUGGAAUGCAGCACAGACACCUUCCUGCAAUAAAUUAUUACAACACAAUGCUACUAAUAAAUAUUCUGGCCCCAGGUGUGGAAAAUCAGUGCUUCCGUUGGUUCCUGCAUCUGGGGAAAAUUCUAACUCGAGGUGUCCACAUACACUGCGCUCAGAUUCUUCUGCUUCUCCAUCUAGGUGGACAUUAAGGUCGCGAAAUGACCCUGCAGACAGACCGGCUAAGGCUGAGAGAGAGACAAAAAUAUCAGAACGUUUGAUACUUCCAGAGUCCGGUAGGUUAUCACCUGUGCAUCGUCAGCAUAGGAGGACGAGUUGGUCGCACACAUCUCAGCCUUCGUCUAUGUGUACACGUUCGAAAGGGCGCCAACAUUCUUCUCAAAAUAAGUGAUACCAUUCUCCAAAGAUACUGUUGUAAAUUGUAUAUUAUGAUUGUUGUUAUUAUUAUUAUUAUUAUUAUUAUUAUUAUCAUUAUUUUUAAUUCUCUUCUUUUUCUUUCUUUUCUUCUCUCUGAAAUUGUUUUGUAUAAAAUUUGUAUUGAAACAUUUGAUCAGGUAUAAGGAGGUAUAUGAUACAAUUUUUGUUGGGUGUGUUCUUUUUAUUUUUAGUGCACCAAAGUUAGUUGGUUUUGUAUCAGCUAUUGAAGAAAUAAUGUUAAAAGAUAUUUUCAUAAUAUGAAAAUGUUUUGAAAGGUAAUAUUUUUAUAUAAAUGUACACAUAUGUUGGAAACCUAGUCAGGCUUACUGUCAAUAUGUUGUACAAUAUAUUCUAUACUGGAGGAAAGUGUAAAAUACAUAAAAUAUAAUUAUAUAUUAAUGUUUAGAAAUUUGCUUGAAAAUGUUUUUUCGUUUGUGAAUAUCUUUAACACUUUUAUUUUCUAGUGAGCAAGAUAUUUUCUUGUGGUUUGCAAAUCAACCUAAGUAUGUUUCACCAUAUGCAUGAGCCAUAUACAGAUUUUCUUCGGCAAAUAUUUUCAGUAGAACUGCAUGAAUAUUGUUUUGGAUUUGCUACAUUACAUUUUGGACAAUAUUACUUAUGAAUUGUAAUCAGAUGCCCUUAGAUUGCCAGAAUAGUGCCCCUAAAUGGUCCUUUUUUUAUGCACUUGACCCUUAAAUCAAACAAGUCCA
Molecule: messenger RNA, 3104 nt
Organism: Gryllus bimaculatus (two-spotted cricket)
Lineage: Eukaryota; Metazoa; Arthropoda; Insecta; Orthoptera; Gryllidae
Source: the annotation of a GenBank genome assembly